Molecule: messenger RNA, 237 nt
Organism: Loa loa (African eye worm)
Lineage: Eukaryota; Metazoa; Nematoda; Chromadorea; Rhabditida; Onchocercidae
Exons: 1
Coding region: 1-237 (78 amino acids)
Molecular function (GO): protein binding
Source: RefSeq, a predicted model, not a curated record
AUGUAUACAAACGAACAAGCCAUUACUAAAUUAUGGAAUCCAGACAAGUCAAUUAGUCGACUUUGUUGUUUGUCUCAAGUGAAAGUAGUUCCGAAAUUUUACAGAAGUAACAAAACUCCUUUAUACGAUCUCGUUGGCCACAGUGAUCGUAUAUUGUGCUGUGACUGGUCACUGAAUGAAUUAAUUGCGAGUGGUGGCGUGGACUGUACAGUUAAAACAUAUCGACGGAAGAUGUGA